Molecule: messenger RNA, 1068 nt
Organism: Caenorhabditis elegans
Lineage: Eukaryota; Metazoa; Nematoda; Chromadorea; Rhabditida; Rhabditidae
Source: the annotation of a RefSeq genome assembly
AUGAUUGACGACUGGAUUUACAUAUAUUUGCCAUCAACUUUUUGUGCCUUAGCAUUUCUAGUGAAUCCCAUAUUUAUAAGUUUGAUUUUCUCAGAAAAAUCGGUGAUUUUUGGCAAUUAUCGAUACUUGUUCUUGUAUUUUGCAGUUUUCAACAUGAUUUACUCAAUAAUGAAUGUUUUGGUACAACUUAAAAUCCACAAUUACCGUUACUCGUUUCUUGUGUUUGUCAGAUACGGUUGGUUUCAAACAAGCAGCUCUGAGUUUAAUUACCAUAUGCUCACUGCUCGCUGCUCGUUUAUAGGAUCUAGCUAUGCAGUAUUAUUAAGCCAUUUCAUAUAUCGUUAUCUUGUAAUCCUUAAUUCAAGUCUAACAAGGCAUCACUUCCCGUGGUACAUGACCGGGUCAUUUUUAUUGAUAGUGGUUUAUUAUUCUUUAUCGUACGCUACGUGUUAUUUCCCAGGCAAGGCAAACUUGGAGGUUCUCCAAUAUAUUCGUGUGGAUUUUCAAGAAAAUUUCGGAAUAGAUUCAAGGAAUUUGAACAUUAUGGGAUCGAUGUUCAGCGUAGGAUCUGACACAACAACACUGAGGGCAUGGAAAACCAUCAUAAGUUUGUCAACAAUAUCCAUCGCAUCUAUCACAUCCUUUUUUGUGAUGGCUCGAUUGAUAAUGCAAGAGCUCAAGACAAUGUCAGUGAGAACAAGCCAAAAAACUUCACGACUUCAAUUUGAGCUCCUCAGAGCCCUAAUCGUUCAAACAGUCAUCCCAAUCUUCAUUAGUUUUUCGCCGUGUCUGUUAUGUUGGUAUAGCCCGAUAUUUGGCAUACAGCUGCACAAAUCGUUCAAUUAUCUUGAAACCAUCGCUUUGGGAGUGUUUUCCUUCGUGGACCCUAUCGCUAUCAUUCUUUGUCUUCCCAUAUUCCGCGGCAGAGUUCUCAACGCCGUCAGUUGUAAUACAAAAACGAACCCAGAAAAUCAAGCAGAUAACAACUCUCAACGACAACCUCCAGUUUCAAGUAAUACUUUGUUAAAUGCAUACUUUCAACGAAAUACAAUAUUUUUUCACAAAUAA